AUGGCCGAUCGCACACGUGUGUACUUUGUGUGUGGACAGGCAAUGACGGACGGCAGAACGACUGUACGCGGAGUGUACCAUGCCACACAGCACUUCCUGGCGAAGGCCAUCCCAGACGAACAGCGCCUCAUGGGCAGUGGCAAGCGGCACUUCCUGGUGAAGGCCAUCCCAGACGAACAGCGCAUCAUGGGCAGUGGCAAGCGGGUUGUGCUGUGGCUGCCGCUGCUGAGUGCGGGCGAUGGGGGGCUUAACCAACACUAUGUACUCAAUACCAUGCUCAAUGCCAUUGGUAACUACGCCAGCUCAGAAGGCUGGGCAGGAGUGGUCCAUAUUAAAAUAUCGCUCGGGUCAAAACCUGAGAAUUUAGGCCAAUCCAUUCCCAUCCGUUACGAUGUGAUGACUGGGAGACUACCUGUCGGUGAUAUCCUGUCCAGAGGUUCAAAAGGGAAGAUGGAGUUCACCUGUGUGGCCCAUGACACACGGCGUGGCUGGAUAGUGCAGCAUGUGCAGAUUGACAUCAGAGGCACCUUCGAGCACCUCAGAGUGGCCAUGGGGUUGGACGAAUUACCGUUCGGCUAUCACGCCAAUGAGCGGCUGAUCGAGUGUGACAUAACCGAUGGGAAGGUCGUACAAUUGCUGGAUAAGUCUCACGGAGUCUCGAGAUCGUUCUUCACUGUUUCACAGUGUGAGGGUGAUGGGUUAUUGAACACCGGCUGCAAUAGUUGGGUGACCAUAGUACUUAGUAGUGCGCGCGUGUAUUUCAGUAUUUGCCGGCCACUCAGUCUGAGGCUCGUAGCCUGGGCAAGUGAUUCUAUUCCUGCUACGGACAUUGAGGCGGAGAAUUCGUCGACUCUAAUGCGCAGUGGAUCGCCGUUUGUGCCACUGACGAGCUUAGGGGACACGGGCGCAGCACGUGCAGACACGAAGGAGUAUGAAUCCCAUCACUCACCUGUCUCUGAACAGCACCCGCUUAGAUAUGACACUACACACACACCUGGUAAACAAAUAACAUGUGACACUACACACACACCUGGUAAACAAACAACAGAUUACCCUAUACACACACCUGGCAAGCCAAUAACAGGCCACAGAGUGCCUGUGCACGCAUCGACUGAGGGUGGCAUGGUCCUCGCAAUUGACUCGAGAGACCGAAUCGUCCCGAAUUCAGGAACACGCGUAGUCCAAAUGAACGAACAGUCGUCGUCAGUUGAUACGGAGAUAUCGCCAACCAGUGCAGAAGUGGCGGUGUCGCCGUUUUUGCCCAAAUCAGAUAAGGGUUGCUAUGGAACAUCAGAAAAUGGGCAAAAUUGAGUCGAAAGCAGAUUCGAUGCCAAUUUUCAGAAAGCUAGUCAAUCAGACAACAAUGGGAAGCGCGUUCGCAUGUCGACAGCACAAUUGGAAGGCAAUAAGCUGUGUUGUCUUAACAUAUUUAAAAACUUCAAGACCUAACGCUAGUAGUUUUAAUAAUUAGAAUAAUAAAGCUGUGUAUAUACUGAUGG
Molecule: messenger RNA, 1499 nt
Organism: Sphaeroforma arctica JP610
Lineage: Eukaryota; Ichthyosporea; Ichthyophonida
Exons: 8
Coding region: 1-1311 (436 amino acids)
Source: RefSeq, a predicted model, not a curated record